Messenger RNA from Monosiga brevicollis MX1, 1168 nucleotides. RefSeq lists its product as uncharacterized. Gene Ontology annotation, cellular component: cytoplasm. Gene Ontology annotation, molecular function: ATP binding; protein serine/threonine kinase activity; tau-protein kinase activity. Gene Ontology annotation, biological process: protein phosphorylation; microtubule cytoskeleton organization; intracellular signal transduction. Lineage: Eukaryota; Choanoflagellata; Craspedida; Salpingoecidae. The transcript has 3 exons. Bases 1 to 1002 code for a protein of 333 amino acids. The record is from RefSeq and is a predicted model, not a curated record.
AUGUACAACUUUGAGGAAGAACUCGGUCGCGGUCACUUUUCCAUCGUCAAAAAGGCCCAACACGUUUUGUCCAAGGACAUGGUGGCUGUGAAGAUUAUUGACAAAACCACGCUCCAAGAUGAUGAACUCGACCAUCUUCACCACGAGGUGCGCGUGAUGAAGCUCAUCCGCCACCCGCACGUCAUUCGUCUCUACCAGGUCUGCAACACCAACACUAAGCUUUAUCUCAUUCUUGAGCUUGGCGAGGGUGGCGACCUUUACGAAUACCUCACCAAGAAUGGCAAGAUGGAUGAACCCCGCGCCCAGCGGCUGUUUCGUCAGAUUGCCGAAGCCGUUGCCUUUUGCCACCAGCACCACAUUGCUCAUCGCGACCUCAAACCCGAAAAUUGCGUGUUUGCCACCCGCAAACACGAAGAAGAGGAAGAGACAAUCAAGGUGACCGACUUUGGCCUUUCGAACGACUUCAAGCCCGGCGAGAAGAUGAAAACCGCCUGUGGCUCCCUCUGCUACUCGUGUCCCGAAGUGCUGCUCCAGGAACCAUACGAUGGACCUUUGGCUGAUAUCUGGAGCCUCGGCGUCAUCCUCUUUAUGAUGGUCACCGGCCGCUUACCCUUUCAGGAACCCAACGACUAUCAGACCAUCACAAAGAUUGUCGAUGUCAAGUUUGAGAUUCCAGCCUUUGUCUCCAAUGAAUGUAAAGAUCUCAUCUCCCGUCUUUUGGUCAAGGAACCGUCGGAUCGCAUCUCCCUGGCUGAGAUCUUGGCGCACCCUUGGUUAGAGGGCGUCGUCAUCAACUUGCCCUCAGCUACCCCUUAUGCCAACGGUCGCCCCGUCAUCUCUGACGAGCAGCACGAACGCAUCUUGGCUACCAUGAGCGCCGCCGGACUCGACCCCACAAAGGUCACCGCCGCCUUGGACAAUCGCUCCUACGAUUACUUGGCUUCCACCUACUUUCUUCUGGCCGAGCGCGAGCGCCCUUCCUUUCCGGUUUUAAUUUUUUGAUUUUUCCUUCAAUGUAUGAGAGUCUCAUCCUCUUUCUCUACCUCCCUUACAACUGGCCGUUUUGGUGGUCCGACCGCAUUCGUUUCUGGUCCUUGGGCGAAUGUUUUUUUUUUUUGAAAGACCUUACGCUAGCACUUUUUCUUACCGAAUUGACGAGUGCACCUCG